UGAAAAUUCCCCAGGCUUUAUUUGUUAAGAAUUUAAUAUUACAUGAUGAUGCUGAAAGGAAAACUAAAUUUACUGGCAGUUUUCUUAUACGUUCAAAGUAUAUUCUGUUUUUCACAAUAUAAACCAGGUGAUAGCGCACCUUCCUUUAUGAUACAAACUUUACAUGGUAAGUUCAUGUACAAAGAAAAAGCGUUAAAUGAUACCAGAGACUCGGAUCCGAUCAUAUUUUGUGCAUUCAAUAAGCACUCCGCAUUUCUGAAAGCUCUAUGGACAGAAGAUGGUUCUGUGAGAAGAUUACUGGAACGUUCUCCGCGCAAUACGCAGUAUGUUUUUUUGUCACAAUCUGACACCGCGUUAGACGAUGUCAGAUGGAUGCAACACAAAAUCUACGCCGAAAUGGAAAGCCUGCAUAAAUCGAAAAAAGAUAAAAUUUUUUCUGGAGAAUCAACACUCCUGAAAGGGGACCCGGGCACGCCAGAUGUAAGAAUCUUGUUCCGACGAUCUUUAAAGAAGAAAAAAUAUAUAAUGCAACCUGCUUUUAAUGAUCAAGAAUUGAUAAAUUGGAAGAGCAAAUUUCACUUUGCAACGUAUCCUCUUUAUGAGUUUGGUAACUGGAUUCCACUUGUUAUGGCUAGAUGGCCUUGUCUUGGUACAAAUUGUGGACUGUCACAAGUGGUUUUAAAAAAUAGCAAAGGAGAGAUUCAGCGUGUUUUUCCUCGACUUUCGGCUAGGUAUGAUUGGCAACCCAUACCAUUUCAUCCAUUAUUGAAACGUCAAAAACAUCGCUUACGAUAUGUGAAAAAUCCAUGUUUGCCAGGGAAAAAACAUAUCAAAACAGCCUUUAAAGAAGUUGCUCUGAUCCCAAGCAAUGGCAAAUGCUCGACAUUCGAAAAGGUUUAUGUAACAAAUAUCCAAAACGCCGCAAAAAUUGGAAUACAUUUUGUCUUGGUUUACGCUUUGGAAAACGAACCUAUAAGAGAGAUCAAAUGCAAACAAGAAGAAUGCUUUCACCUUCUUGGUGCUUCAGCAGCCAUGAUUUCGUUCAAGGAUGGUGAAAUUGCGAGAAAAAUUAUGAAAAAUGAAGACUUAUUUGUUGAGCUACAAAUGACAGUUCAGGAUAAUUUCUUUUUUGCCAUCGACAAUCAAGGAAAGCUAGCGGAAGUUGGAAAUUUCCUGUAUCCUUCAUUACAUUUUCUUGCUUACGAGGCACAAUGGUUUCAGUAUAAAUCUGAUCUACACAAGAACACCAGAGGUCAUGCAAAAAUCAUUUCUGUUUUCAACCAUACAAUAAUGCAAGGAAGUCAUGGAGCAACAAGGAAAAUUCUACUUCCUAAAGAUAUUUUCGAAUAUCGUAAUGUUGAGUUGGAUAUGUCACUUCGUUGUCCAGAGAGUUACGACUCGUCAUGUCCACGAUGGGACCACGUGAUUCAUCUGACAGUGUGUUGUCAAGACAAAAGUAAUCUUUGUGGUUCAGAGUUAGGUCGUUGGAUUUCACCUUAUGCUAGGUCUGUUGGAAGAUGGUUAACACCAAUUACUCCACUUCUGCCGCUCUUCACCGACAAGACAUGCACAUUCACAAUGAAGACAGUUCCUUGGGAAAAGGCUUGGGUACCGUCACUUAAUAUUCGUUUUUCUGAUCAUAUCUCAGAUGACGAACACGGAUACAGCAAAAGACGAUAUACAGAAAAUCUUAUUCCUCAAAAAAUACUGAAGCUUUACACUGGAGGGAAAUUUGAUAAGGAAUACAACUUAAAGUAUAACGAAAUCUCAUUCACACCUCCCAGCUGGAGCAAACAAGUGAAAUUGAUCGCCAUUAUCACUGGUCAUGGAAAGGACAACAAUGGAUGUGCAGAGUUCUGUGUGACCUCGCAUCAUUUUGUCGUAAAUAAUGCAUCUCCAACUGUAAUAGUUUUUAGGAAUGCUGCAAGUGCAUUGGGUUGUGCUCUGCGCGUCCAGGGUGUGGAGCCAAAUGAGCAUGGAACUUGGUUAUAUGGUCGCGAUGGUUGGUGCCCAGGCCAAGAGGUCGUACCUUUGGUUAAAGAUAUUACAAGCAAAGUCAAAUUAAGUAAAAACUCCAUUAGAUAUUUUGUUUUCAAUGGAACUGACCCCAAUCCUAAAUAUUCGCCUGGGUACAUCGAUAUGACUUCUUACUUGAUAGAUUUAGAUUUGAGGACGCAACGUCUAAGACGACGUGAGUUGACCGAGGCAAUCUGGGUCGACUACGCCGUCGUCUUUCAUGUGAAGAGUGAUUUAGAUUAUAUGAGAAGACGACAAUUUUUACGAAAAACGAAUUUCAUCAUUUAUACGAUUUUACUGAGUUAUUUGGAAAUUGUUUCUAUAGUCGCUGAUAAUUCAAGACAUUAUGGAGGAUAA
Xenia sp. Carnegie-2017 is the source of this 2373-nucleotide messenger RNA. RefSeq lists its product as uncharacterized. The record is from RefSeq and is a predicted model, not a curated record. Gene Ontology annotation, molecular function: oxidoreductase activity, acting on paired donors, with incorporation or reduction of molecular oxygen, reduced ascorbate as one donor, and incorporation of one atom of oxygen. Lineage: Eukaryota; Metazoa; Cnidaria; Anthozoa; Malacalcyonacea; Xeniidae.